Messenger RNA from Erythranthe guttata (spotted monkey flower), 1320 nucleotides. Its product is annotated as protein C2-DOMAIN ABA-RELATED 4. NCBI's taxonomy places the organism in Eukaryota, Viridiplantae, Streptophyta, Magnoliopsida, Lamiales, Phrymaceae. The record is from RefSeq and is a predicted model, not a curated record.
UUUUUUUAAUUUUUUUGUUUUUUGGUUUUGUUUCUCAUGUUCAAUUUGUGUUGCAGAGAACAUCAAGAAAGUUUUGACUUUUGGAGAAGAAUACCGAAGAUCAUAAAGGGUGACCAUUUGGAAGAAUUAAUUAGCAAAGCCUAAGAAAAUAAAAUAAUAAUUAAAUGGGAUCUCCAACAAUAAAUGGUCAUCAUGAUCACUCGGAAAGUCCGACGCAAUCCCUGAUGGAUAGUCUUUUGGGACUUCUCAGAAUUCGAGUGAAGAGAGGUAUUAAUCUUGCUGUUCGUGACGUUCGAAGCAGCGAUCCUUACGUUGUUGUCCGAAUGGGAAAACAGAGAAUGAAGACUCGUGUUAUCAGAAAGGACAUAAAUCCGGAAUGGAACGAGGACUUGACACUUUCUGUUUCUGAUCCUAAACAUCCUGUUUCUCUGACAGUGUACGACCACGACACGUUCAGCAUGGAUGACAAGAUGGGAGAUGCGGAGUUUGAUAUUAGACCGUUCAUAGAAGGUAUGAAGAUGCAUCCAAACGGACUUCCAAACGGUACAAUUAUUACAAGAAUAUAUCCAUCGAGGUCCAAUUGUUUGUCCGAGGAAAGUUCCGUCGUUUGGAGAGACGGGAGAGUAAUGCAGGACAUGUGCCUCAGAUUGAAAAAUGUCGAAUGUGGAGAAAUCGAACUUCAACUCCAGUGGAUUGAUCUUCCUGGUUGCAAAGGUUUAUAGACUAUUUGACCAUGAUUAUAAUUUCUAGUAUAUCUUUUAUGAUAUGGAUUUUAUCUUUAUAUGCCAAUGAUGUUCGAUUUUUGUUUACAUUGCUCUUUUUUUGGUGACGGAGUCGGAGAGUUCGUCUGCAGGCUGAAGUUCGUUAGUUGAAAGUAUCUCAUGUUAUAUAAUUGUAUGAGGUUUUGUAGUUUAAUUUACAUAUGAGAAUGACAACUUCAUGUUAUUUGUUAUCGCUUGUGAAAAAAUGUAUACACAUUAUAUGCAAUAGAAUUUGUUUAAUAGUAAAAGUGUAAUAGAGAAUGUUGUUUCAAUCUCUCUAGUCAAUAUCGCGGUAUACAACGAUAUGAUUUCUAUGGAAACAAUAUAACUAGACAUAUGUAUCGAUUGUAAUCAGAUAUCGUUAAACAUCACUCGAUACCGCGAUAAGAUAAGAUAUCCGAUACGAUAAAAUAAUUUCGAUAUUUGUUUUGAGGGUUUUUGUGUAUUUUCAACACAUUUAGGGGUAAUUAGUUAGUACCACGUGCAAUGCACGUGAUUCUUAAUAUUUUAGUCAAUAAUUUACACUAUUUAAAAUUUAAUUGAUUAAAAUUGCACAUUA